CUGUUGCCACGGCAACACUUAACAACAACAGCACCUAACCUGAACCUGGAUACGCUGCACUGUAUCCUGUGAUAAAUUCAGUGUGUUUCCUCGGUGGCUAAAGCGAUUCAAGGUGUGAAAAGAUCUUCAGAAAAGAGGGGGUUGCCAUCAGAGUAGCAAUGAGUCAACGACAGAUCAUUCAAGUUUUUGAGCAAUAUCAGAAAUCAAGGAUGCAGUUUGUGCAAACUGUUGCUGAUCUGGCAGCCAGACCACAGAACACAGAAAUCCUCCAAAAUGCUGGUGUGAUGUCCCUGCUGCGUCCCCUGAUGCUGGACGUGGUCCCUAGCAUCCAGCAGACAGCAGCUCUGGCCCUGGGCCGCCUGGCAGACCACAGUGACAACCUGGCUGAGGCCGUGGUGAGGGAGGACAUCCUGCCACAGCUGGUCCACUCUCUGGCUUCGCAGAACAGGUUCUAUAAGAAAGCAGCAGCGUUUGUACUGCGCGCAGUAGCCAAACACUCCCCCGAGCUGUCCCAAGCCGUGGUUGCCUGCGGGGGGGUGGAUGCCCUGGUUCUCUGCCUGGAGGAGUUUGACCCUGGGGUGAAGGAGGCCGCAGCCUGGGCUCUGGGCUUCAUCGCGAGACACAAUGCAUCCUUGUCGCAGUCCAUUGUGGAUGCGGGCGCCAUCCCCCUGCUGGUGUUGUGCCUGCAGGAGCCCGAGAUGGCCCUCAAACGCAUCGCAGCCUCCACCCUCAGCGACAUCUGCAAACACACACCAGAGCUGGCCCAGACUGUGGUGGACACCGGUGCCAUCGCGCACCUGGCACAAAUGAUCCUCAACCCAGACGCAAAACUAAAGAGGCAGGUGUUCUCAGCCCUCAGUCAGAUCAGUAAGCACUCGGUCAGCCUGGCAGAGAUGGUGAUAGAGGCUGAGAUCUUCCCUGCAGCAGUGGCCUGCCUCAGAGAUCCAGACGAGUACGUCAGGAAGAAUGUCACUACUCUGAUGAGGGAGGUGGUGAAACACACACCAGAGCUGUCCCAGGUGAUUGUGAACUGUGGCGGCUUGGCAGCAGUGAUCGAUUAUCUGGGUGAUUGCCAUGGAAACCUGCGGCUGCCUGGGAUCAUGAUGCUGGGAUACGUGGCAGCUCACAGUGAGAACCUUGCCAUGGCUGUCAUUCUCUCCAAGGGGGUGCCCCAGCUCGCCCUGUGUCUGUCUGAGGAAUCCGAGCAUCACAUCAAGGCGGCCACGGCCUGGUCCAUCGGCCAGAUAGGGCACCACACGCCUGAGCACGCUAAGGCCGUGGCCACAGCUAACCUGCUGCCCAAACUGCUGCAGCUCUACAUGGAUGCCAGCAGCUCAGAGGACCUGCAGGUUAAAAGUAAGAAGGCUCUGAAGAGCAUUCUGCAGAAGUGCACCUACCUGCCAGGUCUGGAGCCCCUCCUCUACGAUGCCCCGAGCAAAAUCCUCAAACACGUCGUGUGCCAGUUCAGCAAGGUGCUGCCUCAUGACAGCAAGGCCCGGCGCUUGUUCGUCACCAGUGGGGGUCUGAAGAAGGUGCAAGAGAUCGAGGCCGAGCCCGGCACUCCCCUGCAGGAGUACAUCAACGCCAUCAACAGCUGUUUCCCCGAGGAGAUAGUCAGGUACUGUUCUCCUGGCUACUCUGAACUACUAUUGGAGAGGCUAGAGACCUACCAACCAGCCUGAUUGUCAGUUAACAACAACCACCCCGUACCACACAUAUACCUUGAUAGUAAAUUCAAGCUGUUUUAUCAAAAAACUGUUUUUCCAUCUUUUAUAAGUGUUUUUUUUUCAUUUAAUAAAUGUGUGUUGGUAGUGACUGCAGCUUGCAUUACGCCCAAGUACACACCAGUGUCGUCACUGUAUGUUGUUUGACCACAGAUAAAAUAAAGAGUAGCAUCCCUGUCACUUUUACAUGCUAUUCCUCACUCUUA
Lates calcarifer (barramundi perch) is the source of this 1930-nucleotide messenger RNA. RefSeq names its product sperm associated antigen 6 (gene spag6). The transcript is spliced from 11 exons. Gene Ontology annotation, molecular function: microtubule binding. NCBI's taxonomy places the organism in Eukaryota, Metazoa, Chordata, Actinopteri, Centropomidae. Gene Ontology annotation, biological process: neuron projection extension; sperm axoneme assembly; epithelial cilium movement involved in extracellular fluid movement. Bases 159 to 1682 code for a protein of 507 amino acids. The record is from RefSeq and is a predicted model, not a curated record. Gene Ontology annotation, cellular component: sperm principal piece; axoneme; acrosomal vesicle.